Molecule: messenger RNA, 875 nt
Organism: Ceratina calcarata
Lineage: Eukaryota; Metazoa; Arthropoda; Insecta; Hymenoptera; Apidae
Product: soma ferritin-like
Exons: 4
Coding region: 1-777 (258 amino acids)
Biological process (GO): intracellular iron ion homeostasis; iron ion transport
Cellular component (GO): cytoplasm
Molecular function (GO): ferrous iron binding; ferric iron binding
Source: RefSeq, a predicted model, not a curated record
AUGUCAAAAUUGUGCAAUCAUAGAAAGAUUCUCAUAAUUAGUAACGUCCUCGUUCCCCAUAUUCGACGAUUGUAUCAAACGCAGAAAAUUGAACUCUGUAAGGAAUGCGGACAUAAAGUACAUCUCACGAAGUGUUUGGCCACGACAUGCAAAAGCGAAACAUCGAAGAACGUUUGCGACGGCAAACCCAUGAAAUGGCCGAGCGGAGAACCUGCCAAUUUCAAAUUUCAUCAAGAAACCGAGACUAUAUUAAACGAACAGAUUAACGCUGAGUUUAAGGCCUUUUAUUAUUACUUAUCUAUGGCAGCGUAUUUUGGACGUGCUGAUGUCGCGUUGCCCGGCUGCGAAUCGUUUUUUAUGCAAAUGCAUCAUGAGGAACACGAGCAUGCUCUAAGAUUUCUCAAUUACGUUAAAAUGCGUGGAGGGCGCGUCAAUUUAUGCCCGAUACAGCAUCCAACCGAUCAAGAUUGGCAAUGCCCGUUAAAUGCUUUCAAAGUAGCAUUGAAUUUGGAAAUUGAAGUGACAGAAAAGUUAGUCGCAGUAAAUGCGGUUGCGGAAAAACAUCAUGAUUUAAAUGCAAGCGAUUUUAUCAUUACCGGAUUUAUGGAGGAUCAGAUGAAGAGUGUGAACGAAAUGGGAAGAUUCGUGGCAGUCCUCUCAGGAAUCGGUGAUCAGGGACUGGCUCGGUUCAUGUUCGAUAAGGAUUUGCUUGAUAAUCACGUCGUACCGAAAUUUAAUAUCCUUCGCACGAAACGACCGAACGGAGUUGAUAAAUAGGUCCGAUCGCACUCCCGCCUUUUACAUGUACUAUAGUCGAGUCACUGUACUGUAUUACAUAUACAUUUAUACAUGUAACGUCUACACAUAUUUGUAAU